This is a messenger RNA of Ailuropoda melanoleuca (giant panda), 6265 nucleotides long. It is a transcript of the gene PUS10, whose product is annotated as pseudouridine synthase 10. Gene Ontology annotation, biological process: tRNA pseudouridine synthesis. Lineage: Eukaryota; Metazoa; Chordata; Mammalia; Carnivora; Ursidae. Gene Ontology annotation, molecular function: pseudouridine synthase activity; RNA binding. The coding region runs from base 387 to 2024 and encodes 545 amino acids. The transcript has 17 exons. The record is from RefSeq and is a predicted model, not a curated record.
AGGGUAAGGGCUCAUCGAUAUUUCUGGCAGCGACUACGACUCCUAGACGUCAGAGUCCCACGGGGGCUUCUCCGGGACUAGUCCGGCUCAGGCCCGCAGUUCUGACCCACGCACUUCUACGCCAGCUGGGGUGGCGGUGGGAUGAGGGGUUGUGGCGGCGCGCCGGGCAGUGUUUCUGGUUUCCCCACAAACAAGAAGAGGAGAGCGUUCACUCAGCCUUUGCGAAAAGGCCUGGUACUUUCGUUCUAAAGCUCUCGUUUCCUCGGGGAACAUAAUUGCUACACGCAGUAGGUGCGUUGUCAUUAGUCUUCCCCGUUCCCUCUGGGGGGCCGGAAGGGGUUAAAUCUCAGCCUCCGGCGUCGCGGGAGAAGUUAUAAUUAUUCAAUAUGUUUCCACUGACUGAGGAAAACAAGCAUGUGGCCCAGUUGUUGCUCAGUACUGGUACCUGUCCAAGAUGUAUUUUCAGAUUCUGUGGUGUGGAUUUUCAUGCACCUUACAAACUUCCCUACAAGGAGUUGCUCAAUGAACUACAGAAAUUUCUGGAAAUUGAAAAAGAUGAAUUAGUUUUGGAAGUUCCAAACCCACCUCCCAAGAAAAUUCGACUACAAGAACUAGAAGAUGGGAUUGAUGGGAUUGAUAAUCUGAGUCAGAAUGGAGAGGGAAGGGUCUCCGUUAUUGAAGAUGGUAGCAUUGCUUCCAAGAGCUCAAAUUUAAAUGUGUGCAAUGUAUGUCUAGGAAUUCUUCAAGAAUUCUGUGAAAAAGAGUUCAUUAAAAAGGUGUGCCAAAAAGUUGAGGCCUCUGGAUUUGAAUUUACCAACUUGGUAUUUUCAGUCUCCUUUCCACCACAGCUAUCUGUAAGAGAGCAUGCUGCAUGGUUGCUGGUAAAACAGGAAAUGGGAAAACAGAGUCUGUCGCUGGGAAGAAAUGAUAUAGUUCAGCUAAAAGAAGCCUACAAAUGGAUAACUCACCCCCUGUUUUCAGAGGAACUGGGUGUUCCCAUUGAUGGAAAGAGCUUGUUUGAAGUGAGUGUGGUCUUUGCUCACCCAGAAACAGUUGAGGAUUGCCACUUCCUACGUGCGAUAUGCCCAGAUUGCUUCAAGCCAGCCAAAAACAAACAGUCAGUGUUCACUAGAAUGGCAGUUAUGAAAGCGUUGACUAAGAUAAAAGAAGAGGAUUUCCGCAAGCAGUUUCCUUGUCCUCCAAACUCACCAAAGGCUGUAUGCACUGUUCUUGAAAUUGAGUGUGCUCAUGGUGCUGUUUUUGUGGCUGGGAGAUACAAUAAAUAUUCCAGGAAUCUACCACAGACUCCUUGGAUAAUUGAUGGAGAAAGGAAGCUGGAAUCUUCAGUGGAAGAAUUAAUUUCAGAUCAUCUUUUAGCAGUAUUCAAAGCAGAGAGUUUUAAUUUUUCCUCCUCUGGAAGAGAAGAUGUAGAUGUGAGAACAUUAGGAAAUGGAAGGCCCUUUGCAAUUGAGCUGGUGAAUCCUCAUAGAGUACAUUUCACUUCACAAGAAAUUAAGGAACUUCAGCAGAAAAUUAAUAAUUCGUCUAACAAAAUCCAAGUCCGUGACUUGCAGCUUGUCACAAGAGAGGCAAUAGGACAUAUGAAAGAAGGUGAAGAAGAAAAGACCAAGUCCUAUAGUGCCUUAAUAUGGACAAAUAAAGUCAUACAGAAGAAAGAUAUUGAAUUCCUAAAUGACAUAAAGGACUUAAAGAUUGACCAGAAAACACCUCUGCGGGUCCUUCACCGGAGGCCCCUGGCUGUAAGAACUCGCAUCAUUCACUCCAUGGAGACACGCUAUGUGGAUGAACAUCAUUUCCACCUCUAUCUGAAGACUCAAGCUGGAACGUACAUUAAAGAGUUUGUACAUGGAGACUUUGGGAGAACCAAGCCGAACAUUGGCUCUCUAAUGAAUGUGACUGCAGACAUUCUUGAGCUGGAUGUUGAGGUAAACCAUUUUAUUGUGGAAGUGCCCAUUUGUACAUUGAAUUCAGCCAAGGUUGUGCUUUGGUGGGGGGGACAUUAAGCCAAAUAGGUAUCUAUCUCUACUCAAUAGGUAUUUGAAAAUGGUCAAAAUCUCACAGUAGCAUUGUAUUGCAGGGAGGGACUAUCUUUGGAAUUUUUAUCUUCUUAAAAAAUACAAGAUCCCAUUUAUGAUUCUUGCAGAUAUAUAGCUAAUUUACAUGGGGAAUGAGAUCUUAAACUCUUAAAUGGAGCAAGGAAAUGAAACUUAAGAGCCCUUCAUAUGUCCUUUGGACUCUACAGAGUUCAUUCCCAUACCUAUUUUGUUUUAUAAAAAAUUUAAGGCAGACUACUCAGAAACAUACAUCCAGGACAGGGAUAGAGAAUGGGAUGAACUAAUGUUUAUUAAUAAAAGCAGUUCUAUAAAGGACCCCUAUGAUGUGGUACAAAUUCUCUGCUCUUAGAGUCUGAAUUGAAACAAGGUUAAAUUCUUAAGUAUUUAAAAGAGUGGAUUGAAUAGGUCCUUCCGGCCAUUCUCAGUUGAGUAUCAAUAGGUACUGAGUCACAACUUGUGCUCCUUGACGAAUACCUGAUGAAGAAUGGGGUUCCUCUCCCACGCCCCCCCCCCGCAAAAAAAAAGUAUUAGGAGGCUAGCAUUUUGCACUUGGGAUUAAUAUCAGUUAUCAAAAGAAGUGGGUAUAGUUGCCUCGUGUGCAAACAGCUAUGGUAAUCACAUGAUAACUGGAGCAUUCACCUUACCAGCAGUUCUCUUGAAUGCUUUCAGUUUAGAUUUUAUACAGCUCCUGCAGUACAGCCAUUGAUAGCACCUUCGAGGUUGCAGGGAGCCUUCUCAGAGGGACUGUUAUUUUGAGGAAGACAACCUUCUGUUAAAGAUGAACUGCAUUCAUCUUCUUUUAUCUUAAUUCUUAGAACAAUUUAGGAAUGACAGAGUCACGGGCCAGUGUUCCUCAUCCCUGUUUGUCCACUGGAAUCAUCUGUAGAGCUUUUUAACACCCCCCCCCACUUUCAACACAUGCAAGAGUGUGACCUGAAAUGUUUUGUUUUCAGGCAUGAGAAACAACCCAUUAGCUUAUAUAUGGGUGUUCAGUAUGUGGCUGUGUUCUGAAACAAAACCAAAAUGUCUUCUUGGAAUUUCUGAAAGACAUACAUACACACAAUAGUUAUUUGGGCUUUUCUAAUAAAAUUUUCCUGAUUCUGGCAGUGACUCAUAGAUUAAUUUAAAAAAUCACUUCUGGUAAAGCAUUUUGGGUUUUAAAAUUUAAGUCUCAAAAAAACCCAUAACAAGACAUGGUGGGUGCAGUGGACUUUUUAAAACUUCUCAAAUUAGGCCCUCUAGGGUAGUUAAACUACUUCUAAAGCCUAGGAUGUGACUGUUUUAUGGGGAGAAAAAAAUAAUCUGCCACUGUAAUUUCAUUAUGACUUAAAUCAAGGUUUUGUUCUAGAAGAGCCAAACAAAGUGAGUAGAGAUAGAUAAAUUUGAUUUUAAAAGAAACAAAAAUUCUGAAAUGAUACACAAUGAUCACUUAUCCUUUUCUAGUUCCAGGCGAUCUUUCAUAUUUAUUUCUCAUUUGGUUGCUAAGUUACAAAUAACACGUAAGUGUAUAGACUACUUUAGUGCUUGUUAAACGCAAGAUGGGAAAAUGAAAAUGAUCUGAAGAAUAAAAGUUGCUGAGACUUCUGAGGGACAGUUGGUGUUGCUCCCUGAAUUUGUUUGUUAAUUUACCCAUAAAUAACAUUUACAAAAUUUAGAUGUACUCAAGUCUCUUACUGGCCAAAAGGUACAAUUAAUAUAACCAGCUGAGUAACCAAGUACUCUGUGAAUUCAGAAACAGACAUUGGGCCCAAGAAUCUCAAGGCCUAGUAUGGAUUUUAGAGUGCUGAAUUGUGGUAUUCAAUGACUUUUCUCAAAUGUAGCUUCUGCUGCUGCCUUAUAUUAAAACAAUAUAUUAAGUUUAUGCAGCAUUACCAGCAAAUGCUUACUGGAACAGUAAUAUGUUUUCAUGUCUUGUUUUCUUCCUUCUAGUCUGUAGAUGUUGACUGGCCCCCUGCUCUGGAUGACUAGCUUUCAAAUUUGGAAAGAGUAGGGUUUUUGCGGCAUGCUGCGGACCUCCAUCCAGCUACACUGUAUAAUGGCUGUUUACUCACCAUUACAGUGUCUUGGAAACCAUUUGGAUCAUGUUGAUCUAUGUAUUUUUAAAUUUGUUGUAACAUCUCAGGAUCUAUAUAUGUGUAUAUUUUGUGUUAAAUGUUCUAAGGAUGUCUUAUGAUUUUUCUUGUUCCCUCUACAACACCUACACGCCAGACUAUGAAUAACGAAAACAUUGUCUUAAUUCUGUCAUUUAGAGAAGUACACAAACAGGAUACAUUCUCUGAUAAUCUGAGAAGCUAUCAUUUCUUUUAGCAAAAUUUCCCUCCAUAAGACAUACUACCUUCAAAAUCAUGUUCUAAAUUUUUUAAACGAUCUUGAUAAAAGUUUAUCUAGAUUUAUACAGCACAGUAUCCUAUAAUAUUCUAAGAUAGCAAAUGCAAAUCUAACAUCAUUAAUAUUUUUCGCAGUAAGCUUUAAGCAAGCUGUUACCAACAGAAGUACUUUUUUUUUUAAAUGAUUUUUUAUUAUAUUAUGUUAGUCACCAUACAGUACAUCCCCGGAUUCCGAUGUAAAGUUUCGAUGCUUCAUUAGUNUAUAACACCCAGUGCACCAUGCAAUACGUGCCCUCCUUACUACCCAUCACCGGACUAUCCCAUUCCCCCACCCCCCUCCCCUCUGAGGCCCUCAGUUUGUUUCUCAUAGUCCAUAGUCUCUCAUAACAGAAGUACUUUUUGAUAUAAUCUGUCACAAAUCGUAAUGACUUCAAGUGACUAUUUUGACAACUUAAAAAUAUCAAUACAUUUCCUGGGGAGGAAAAGAGAAACCUUAGGAAUUGAGGCAUACCCUGUUAAGAGACUUCCAUAAAUCUUUUAAAUAAGGAGACACAAGUGCCUUCAGUAACUUCAAACCCAGGGAUAAGAUUUUGAAAAUUUAAGAUUGCUAAACAAUCUGCUAUUAUUCCAGAGUGCUUCAAUGUAUUAUCUAAUUUCAAACAUCAUCAUCAAGUGGAUAGGAUAUUAUCAUUUCCAUUUUAUAAAUAUGAAAACCAAAGAAUGAAAGGUAAAUGAUUUAUCUAAAAUUGUUAGUUACUUCCAUAUCAGGGGCUAAAACUGAAGUUUCCUGGUCUUAGGGUCCUUUCUUAAUAAAUCUUGUUAUUGAGCACCCACUGUGUGAAGGAGGCACCUGAGAAUGUCAUUUAAAUGCACUAACCAAAAAAAAAUAGUAAUAAUAAUAAUUAAACAAAUAAACAAAUGCACUAACCAUCAGAAAUGACUUUUGGAAGUUAGAUACCACAUCAAGGAGCUUGCCAAAAAGCAACCCAAGUAUAUUUCAUAUGAUUCUAUAUGACUACCAUUUUUUUAAUAAGUUAAUCAUCAGUUGGUACUAUGAAGAGGAAAAAAUGAAAUAAGCUAAACCUAAAGAAAAUGGAUGGGUCAUUAAGAGAAACAUUUUGGCAAUCUCAUUAAAAUUUCAGAUUUAAGUGUAAUUUCUAUCACCCUGAUUCAACUAUCUGAGCUUAUUUUAGAACACGUGACUUGGAUAGUAUUGGCUGAUUGUUUCCCAUCCCUUCAUUAAGCAUACUUCGUAGAUACCAAGAUGUAUUAUUCAUUUUAGAAAUCAGGAAAAUUAUAUAAUUGACAUGAAGAAGUUCCAUAUGUGAAUACUAGCAAAUAAUUGUUUCACUAUUUUCAAUGCCAGAAAAUGAGAAAGGGAUAAUAGAAAUAAACUUCUGAUAAAUAAAGGUAAGAACUUUUGUGUGAAUGUUUCUCCGUUUCUGGGGAAGUUUUGCUACAGAAAAGAUUUAUGUAAUUUGGAAGAUAGUCUUUUGCAUGUGUCUUUUUGGCUCAGCUUUGAAUUUAAUCUGCAAAAUGGAAAAAAUAAGACCCUCCUUAAAAGAAGAUUUCUACUUCUUAAAUUUCUAUUCCUGACAUUAUGCAAAAUUUCAAGCAAAAAGUAAACAUUAGCUGCAUAUACUUAUUCCAUAUGUUCAUAUAUUAUGAGACAUAGGUUGUUAAAAAUCAAUGUAGGUCUUUGUUUUAUGCAAAAACUGGGAACAUUAAGUAAUGAAAGUACUAUAGUUUCACUUUUGCCUAUGUAAAAUUAUUUUAAAAUUAGUUUUGUGAUCUCUUCUCAUAGCUUUUUUUCUUUUCAAAAAUUUUUUGUUAAAGAUUUUAUUUAUUUAUUUGACAGAGAUA